AUGUCGAAUCCUCUGAACGUAUACAAGGGACCCGACUCCGUCCGGAGCUACUUUCACCCAGAGUCGUCACCGCCGCUACCCCUGGUGGAGAUACCCGACCGCCUCAACCCGUACCGCGGGGAUGGCGUCCGCAUAUACGCAAAGAUGAUGUCGAUGCAUCCGGCAAACAAUGUUAAGUCCAUGCCAGCUCUGAAUCUCCUCGAGAACGGUGUCGAGAAGGGCAAGACGAAGACGGUCAUCGAGUACAGCUCGGGGUCUACAGUGAUUUCCAUGUCGCUGAUCGCCCGCGUCUUUUACAAUCUCGCUGAUGUGCGAGCGUACCUGAGCAACAAGACGUCCCCGGCUAAGCUCCGCAUGAUGCAGUUUUUCGGCCUUGACAUAACGCUGUUUGGCGGUCCGUCGCAACCCGAACCCCACGACGAGAGGGGGGGCAUCCGGGCUGCCGAGAGGGAAGCCAUGGAAGACGACUCCAAGAUAAAUCCCAAUCAAUACAAUAACGACGACAACUGGAAGUCGCACAUUCGGUGGACCGGCCCUCAAAUCCUCCGCCAGCUACCGGAGAUCAACGUGCUAUGCGCUGGAAUGGGGACCUCGGGGACCAUGACGGGCUUGGGAACGUACUUCAAAAAGGCCAAGCCUACCGUCUUCCGUGUCGGAGUAUGCACCGCACCCGGCGACCGCGUUCCGGGCCCGCGCUCGCACGCGCUCCUCGCUCCCGUACAAUUCCCCUGGAAGUCGUCCGUAGACCACCUCGAAGAGGUCGGCUCGCACGAUUCCUUCGCGCUGUCUCUGAGCCUCUGCCGCGAGGGCCUCGUGUGCGGUCCGUCGUCCGGGUUCAACCUCAAGGGUCUCUAUAAGUUCAUCGCCAGGCGCAAAGCCGACGGGUCGCUGGCCGAGCUGGCUGGCGAGAACGGCGAGGUCCACUGUGUCUUCCUGUCCUGCGACCUGCCGUAUCAGUAUAUGAGCGAGUACUUUGAAAGGCUCGGGGCCGAGUACUUCCCCAUGAUCCAGAACGAGCACUUGGCCAAGGUGGACAUUUACAGGUACGACGACGAAUGGGAAAAGGAACCCGCCGCGGCUCUCGACUUGUUUUUCACACAGGACGAUAUCCUGGCAGACGCGCUAUUCCCGGUCACGUCCAAGGUCAAGCCGCAGCCCCAGACCUCCAUCAUCGACUUCCGGCAGCCUCUCGAUUUCCACGACUUCCACCUGCCGGGCUCCGUCAACGUGCCUUUCGUGCACGAGGACACGCCUAGUCCCUUCUCUGAGCCUCGCGUCCUCGAGUCACUCUGGGAGAGGUUGGAGGAGACAUUCAAGGCGCCCAGCACGGAACUCCGGGAGCUGUUUCAGGGCAGACGGAUCUUGCUUCUUUGCUAUGAUGGGGACAGCGCGAGAGUGGCCACGAGUGUUCUCAGGGCCAAGGGACACGAGGCGCAUAGUAUCAAGGGCGGGUUCAGGGCCCUGAGGAAGCUGAGGGGGAGGGCUGACGGCGAGUUUUAUGCCAAGGACAAACCCAGCGCAGAGCCUGAGCCCAUUGCGGCGCGUCUUCCGGGUCUCAGCCCUGUUGCUGCGCAGGUCGUUUGA
Molecule: messenger RNA, 1584 nt
Organism: Chaetomium fimeti
Lineage: Eukaryota; Fungi; Ascomycota; Sordariomycetes; Sordariales; Chaetomiaceae
Product: tryptophan synthase beta subunit-like PLP-dependent enzyme
Exons: 6
Coding region: 1-1584 (527 amino acids)
Cellular component (GO): cytoplasm
Molecular function (GO): cysteine synthase activity
Source: RefSeq, a predicted model, not a curated record